This is a messenger RNA of Lymnaea stagnalis (great pond snail), 13768 nucleotides long. The record is from the annotation of a GenBank genome assembly. Lineage: Eukaryota; Metazoa; Mollusca; Gastropoda; Lymnaeidae.
GUAAUGAUGUGGUAAUGAAUUACUUCCGACUUCUCCCCCUUGAUAUCUUACCAACAACAUAUCGACUAUCGUUGAUAAAGUAUAAGAUGUCUAAAACAAUAUUCAUGGCUUGAAAAUGAGCCAUAAGGGCAGUGGGUCACAAUUCCAAAUAGUUUCUGUCAGCAGAGUUUAAGAAGAGAAUUGCAUAGAAAUAAUAUUGAAAGCAGAAUGAAUGAAGCAAAGCCAAUUGUUACAUGUAUGAUUAUUAUUGUUUACUGUUUACAAUUUACUUUUCGUUUGUUGUCAAUCAUAGUCAAUUUCAUUGUUGUUAAACUAAAUAUCAAAUUUAUAAUUAUAAAUAAAAAUGAUUAAAAUGCUUCAAAUUUAGUACUAAUUGCCUACUCACCUUAUUUAGCAAUGACUUGGCCUUGGGCUCGAUGUUAGUUACGUUAGUUAGACUAUUGACUAUAGGCCUACACUUACACAUUGAAAUUUUGGGCUAAAAAAAUGUCACAUCUUAAUCUUUAGUUUGAUGUCACAUAUGAUUUGCUUUAUAUGGGGUUUUGGCAGAUUCUUUUUAUUUUGUCAAAAAGUAUUUUGUAGGUUUUCUUGUAAUCUGUCAUCCCAUCAUGCAAUAUUAACAUACCUACUUAAAAAUACGAAUAAUUUUAAAAAGUGCAUAUGAGUAUGAGAGGAAUGCAUGAUACAAUAAUAAUAAUAAUAAACUAGAACUUUUGUUCACUGUCAAACAAAAAAUAUAAUCAUAAAAAAUUAAUCAGAUAUCAUUGCAUAUACAGAAAAUAAUGAAAUCCUGGGGUCAUUAAUUGAAGCAAAGUCAAACCAAGUAUCAAAAUUGGGUGACAAGUUUUUACUUCUUUGAGACUGUUAAAAAUUUUAAUUAUAAGUAUGGGAAAGUCAUAAUGGAGCCACAUGCAUUUUGAGCUUAAUAAUGACAAAAGGGCAAGCUACCAAAGAAAAAUAUUUGAGUAUAAGAUACCUCCUUAUUAACAAACUGUGUAAACCAUAUGUUUAUGCAGACAUGUUUCAAUUAGAAUGAACCUGGGCAUUUUAUUUGUGACAUGCCUCUUUUAUAUGAAUCAAUAUAUGGCUAAUUUUUAUCAACCUAAGAGGGUGAUAAUUAUUAUUUAGCCUUCUUAUAUGUGAGAUAUGUGUUAGAAAAUGAACAACUUUUAUUUACAUUUUAUUAAAAUUUGACCAUAGUUUUGUUAAAUGAUAAUGUUUAUUUCUUUGCAUCCUUUUUUUUUUUUUUUUUUUUUUUUUUUUUUUUUUUUUUUAAAAUUUUUUUUUUUUUUUCCAUUUUUUUUUUUUUUUUUUUUUUUUUUUUUUUUUUUUUUUUUUUUUUUUUUUUUUUUUUUUUUUUUUUUUUUUUUUUUUUUUUUUUUUUUUUUUUUUUUUUUUUUUUUUUUUACAAAUACUCGUUUUUAAGCACAAUGAUAUCUUUCAUUUUAGGAUGUUAUUCUCUAAGUGUAUUAAAGAAUUUAUGAUAUAUUUUAUGUUCUAACUUAAGCUAUAUUAUUAUAAGUAUGAAAUAUCAUUGUUUUUAUGAAAUUUAUCAAUUUUAAAAAUGUUGUUAGAUGAUUUCAUAAAAUGGUUACCGAAAUGGUCAUUGAUGCCUGUAUGGAACAGAGUGAUGUAUUUCUUUUAACCACUUUAGUGAUAUAGUAAAUUUUUAUCUGCAGUUAUUAAACUGUUUUUACAAGUUUUUAUUAUCGUUAGGUCAUGGCAACAAAUCACUCUUUGCUUCACUACAUACCCUAGUGUCCCAGGGAUUACCUAAAGAAGGCUGUGAGUGGAAGAGGUAAGAAAGUUUAUUUUUUAAUGAUCUGUGUAUGUAAAUUAUUUAACGGAACUGCACAUAAAUCAUUUUUGAAAGUUAACUCCUAUAAUAUUAGCAUCUGUCCAUUUUCCAGAGAUGAUUGCAUAGCUUCACUUAUAAUUUGCACCUCCCUGAGGGAAUUAUGCUGCCAAUCUUGGAGUUGCAGUCUUGGAUGCAUUUUUUGUAGCAGAACCUUGGCUGCUGGUUUACUUUGGCCUUCUAUUUUUUUCCUUUAACUGCAAUAAUUAUUUUAUAUUGUUAAGAAACACCUUUAUUGCCUUCAAUAUAAAACUAUGUUUUAAGUGGGAGUAAUUUUUUUGCAUGAAAUUAACUUGUUUUAGAUCUUAUGGUCGAGCACCAAGAACUCUAAACCUUGAAGCCAGUUUUGUGCCAUAUGAUGCAGAUAUUCUGCCAGACCAAGAGGAAAAGACUCUUGUUAGUCGUCCAUAUUUUCACAUUUUCUGGACUGACUGUGUAAGUUAAAAUGCCUUGUUUGUAUUUAUUUUUAGGUAGCCUUUUCCUUUAUAUAACUUGUUAUUUAAAGCAGGGUUUUUUUCUAGAAGAUUCCCAGCCAAAAAUGUCUUAAAUAGAAAUAAAAUCAUCUUUUUAAUGCCAUGUUUAAGUUUGAUGAUUCUUACUCAUGAAAAGAUUUCUUAAACAAUUUAAAAAAAAAAAAAAGAAUGUUGAAGGAUACAAGCAAUCAGAAAAAAAUGAAAUAUUUGUUAUUUAAAGCAGGGUUUUUUUCUAGAAGAUUCCCAGCCAAAAAUGUAUUAAAUAGAAAUAAAAUCAUCUUUUUAAUGCCAUGUUUAAGUUUGAUGAUUCUUACUCAUGAAAAGAUUUCUUAAACAAUUUAAAAAAAAAAAAAAAGGAUGUUGAAGGAUACAAGCAGUCAGUAAAAGAUGAAAUAGCAGAGUGGUGCAGUGCCUUGAAACUCAGAAACAUACCUGACUGGCUUAUUGUGGUUGUCAGUAGUGAAGAGAGUAAGGUCAAGGCAAAACUUCUACCAAGGUCUUCUGUCAUUGACAAAGUGAAGAGUGAUUUUUGCAGCAAACAUCCUGAGAGGUAAAAAAAUAAAGUGGGAUAAGCUGUUAAGAUUUCUAUUUUUUUUAAAUUGUUAAAUCUAAAUUAUAUCUUGGAUGUUGAGUAAUUUGUGUGUGUGAUGCUUUGCUGUUUUGUACUGAUUUAAAGUUCUCUGUACAUUUAAUUUGAGGAAGAUGAGUGGAAUAAGUGUAGGACCUCAAACAGCACCUCAUAAUAGUAAAAAGAAAAAUGUAUCAAUAUUAUCAUAAAAACAGGAUGUUUAUAAUGUUGCUUUGUACUUGCAUGCCCUUCAAUGUAUUUAACACAAACACACAGACCAAACUUGUCUUACCAUACACAAAAUUUGAGCUAAGCCAAUUAUAGUUCGUUUAACUAUAUUUUGACAGGUGUGUCCAGCUAACAGAACCCAACAAAUUGGAUUCAAAAUCUUCAGAAUCCUGGUCACAACUUUUCCAAAAAUUGCGAAACUUACUGCUCCAAGCCUUUGACAGCCAUUUAAAUAAGUAUGAAGGAAACAUGCGGACCCGCAGAGAAAAGCGAAAUGAACUAGGCUGGAACUAUUUUUCAUAUUUUAUUUGUCAGGUAUUUUACCAGUCAAGAGAUAUUUCAAAAUGGAGUUAUGGAUAAGAAUAAAAGAAUCAUUGGAAAUUAGACUAUUGGUUUCUGUUUAAAACUGCUUUAAAAGGAAUUUUUGUUGUUUUAAAUAUAUUACCACUGCUUAAUAUCUGAAUUUUACUGUAUCAAGUUAUCCAAGAGUGGGGUAAAGUUCUUUGAUGAAAAAUUAAUUUGUCUACAGGAAGAGCUGGCCUUCAUGUUGGAAAUGCUGGGUUUGAAGGAAGAUGCCCUGAUACAGUAUGAUGAAUUGGAUGCCAUGUUUGAUCAGUUUGUAGAAAAUUUUGCCAAUGGGGGUAAGCAUAGAGAGCACAGGUCAGCAUAUAGAAUGGAGCUGGCUUAUUUAAAAAAUUUUCUUGGUAGGCUAAGCAUCAAUUAAAGAAUUCUUCAAUAGGACAUGUUAAUUUUGGUUUGUCAAAUAUAAAAUCAGCCGUUUUUUAAUUUAUUUGUUGGUUUUGGCAUGAAUAUAGUGAUUUCUUAAUGUUUUCAAUGGCUACAGACACCGUUAAAUGGCUGACUCAUCUCAUGGUACCAUGCACUUGCUGGGCAGGAGUUUCAUUGGCCAAGCCCCUAGACCUAGACCUGAGAGAAGAGGUGAAGCAGAACAAUGCCAGCCUGUUGCAGUUCCGCAACUAUCUCUUCUCUAGGCAGGCAGCUUUAUUAUUCCAGAUGGGCAGAGCCUGGGAGGUGGCUAUGAGAGCUAUGGACUACUUGUACAACACAGUUGUUGAAAUGAAAGCUUUAGAGGUUUGUAAACUAGCUUUUUUUAAACACCAUUUGGUUGUAACUAAUUGGUAUUGUCUAUCAAUCUUACCCACUUACACUUCACUUUCAAACUUUUUUCCACUUUCUUCAGUAUUUUAUCAAUAAUAAAUUCACUAGUAUUUAAGCAUCCAGACAAAAAAUUUACUAAAAAAAUUAAUAUUUCAUUAAAAUUUUAAACAAUUUGAACAAGUCUCUGUUUGUUUUGUUGACAGAUUGAAGCUCCCUCUGGCGCAAUCUGCUGCUGGGGUUUCCUGGGCUGCUUAGAAGUUCUUCAUGCAUGUGAUGUACACAAACCAUCACAACUAGAUGAAAAGUUUGCUCUCUACACAGCCAACCUUUGGGAUUUUGCUCAUAAAAAGGUACCCAGUGCUUGGUUUGGCCAUUGUUUUCCCUGACUAAUGAGGUCAUGUGCUCAUUAUUAAAAUCUUUUACCUAUUAAUAAUUUGAAAUAAAAAACUAAAAUCCUGUGUUCUUUUCAUCACUCUGCUAAUGGAGAUUUCUUUUUAAUAAGCUAAGGCUUCAGUAAUGAUCAGCUCCCUUUUGAUUUAGCACGAACAAAAAUUUUUAUCUUUGACCCGUACUGAAUGUCAGACCUGAUAUUUUUGUGUUUUGAUUUUUUAAAAUCAAUUAUAUUACCUUUAACUUUACAGCUGAGAGAGCUUGGUCAUUUAUGUAGUUUAAUGCCAGGGCUGGUGCCCUCAUCUGCCCAGCUCAGUCUUGUUGUUGACCUGGUUGCCGGGAUGGGACUGUCUAUUGAAACUAUUCGUGAGUUUUUUUUUCAUUUUCCUGCUGAUUGUUACACAUCAAAUCUCUUGGACACAAAAAAUGCACAUUGCAUCAAUAUCCCAGCUUUAAUUCCUUAAUCUACAACUCUCAGUUGUUAUUACCUUAAAAGUAGUUGAAAUUGUAAUUUUUAAAAAAGACCCCAAAAUUCUUUAGUUGUACAGAUUAAAUGCAUUACAUUUGAGCAAUGUUUUAAUAGAAUUUUCAUAUAUCAAAAGCCCACACUGACCAAAAACCAGUGGACAAGCUCAGAGAGUCACUUUCUUCACCAGAAUCAUUUAAAAGACAUUAUUUGGUAAUUUUUUUAUAAAUACCUGUGACCUCCUUCUAAGAUUGUCAUGGCUUCAAAGAUUAAUUGAUUUAUGACUAUUUAAUUUUUAGUAUUUACAGUCAAUCAAUAAAAAUCUGUAGUAAUUUUGUAAGGAAUAAGAUUGUCUCAAGAAAAUAGUUCUAUAAAAAUCUGAUUAUGUUUUUUUUGUGCUUUGCUAGGAAAUGUGUGAACAAGCCAUGGGCACUUACAAGUAUAUUGGCAGAUAUCGUUCAGCUCGAAUGAUAGGGAUGGAAUUGGCUGAUUUUUAUAUGUACGUAAUCAAUACAACAGUAAUACGUUUUAAAAUAUUUAGAUACUAACAUGAAUUUUACAUGAUGAAAAUUACAAAAUAGUUUUUGUUUUUUUUACUUCACAUUACCAUAACAGUAACCUAAACAUAAUUUGAAAUAUCAUGAUAACAGGACUCAUAAUUUUAAUAUAUGUUCUGUCAAACCUGAAAAAUAGUUUUACAUAAUAUUAAUUUUUGUUGUCAAAAGGUGACAGAAGAAGAAGAUUUAGUUUCUUUUUUGUAACACAAAUUGCUGUCAAUGCAUCCUUUUGUGUGUAAAGGAAAAUUAAGGAACCCCAAAAGGCUGAAAAUUUUCUACUAGAUUCCAUCAAGAUGUAUCAACAGGAAAACUGGCACCACUUGGCUGACGGGACUAUGUUGCUAUUGGCUGACUGUCAGAGGUUACUACAGGAGCCAGACAGGUAACUUUAUUAUAUGAAGGGCACCCUGUAAACAGUCUGAUAUAGAAUAGUAAACCAUGAAAAGAUUGUCUUAUCACAAUGACUUUGUCUCAGUGACAUGGACUGAAAUAACAUGAAAAGAUUUUCUAAUCACAACAAUUUUGUCUCAGUGGCAAAGCCUGAAUAAACAUGCAAAGAUUCUAAUGACCAUGCUAUUGUAUCACAACCAGAUUCCUCAAGACUUCCUGCCACAUUGCCUGCAGUCCUCACCUCCCCAUGAGUGACAGGUCUAAGUACUUUCAAGAAGCCAUGACUACCUUAGAGGAAGUCACAGGUAUUGCUCAUCGCGUUGGUUCUCUUCUUUUCCCUUUGAAUGUUAUUCACACAGUUUUUCCUCCAGUUUCUUUUUUGUGUGUGUUUCCAUUCCAUAAUUGCUAUACCUAUUUAUAUCAUGUGAUGGUAAUGAUUUUUGAGGACAUGUAUGCAAUGGAGGGUAGUGCAACUUGUUAAGGACUUGUGUGUAUAUUGUGAUGGCGUGUUGUUUGGAGAGUAUAUGGGUAGAUGUUGCCAUUAAAUUGUUGGUAUUUUGUGACGCAUUUGGCAUAAGGGGAAAUGGGGCAUUGUUGUGUAGUGUGUUGUGAUUGAGUAAUGGCAGCAGUUGACAAUGUAAUUUGGUUAAUAAAGAUACUUUAUUCUAAGAAUUUAUGGUUUGUGUAGUUACUACUAUAACCCCUAGACAAACAAAGCCAUUGAACCUUGGUAAGAUACCGGGUUCGUAACACAACUCUUAAAAUAUCUAAGGUUUGGGAACCCCUGCAUUAUUAUUAUUCUAUUUAUGAUUUUUUUUUUUUUUUUUAAAUUUAUGAAAAUUAUUUGAAGAAUCAAUUGUUUGAAGUUACUGCUAUUAAGUUAAAAUUCUCAAAAAUGGGUUGAAAUCCCUAUGACACUAUAAUUAUUUUUUAUUAUUUAAAUGACAUUUUAUUAUUAUUUUAUUUAUGAUUUUUUUUUUUUUUUUUAAAUUUAUGAAAAUUAUUUGAAGAAUCAAUUGUUUGAAGUUACUGCUAUUAAGUUAACAUUCUCAAAAAUGGGUUGAAAUCCCUAUGACACUAUAAUUAUUUUUUAUUAUUUAAAUGACAUUUUUCUCCAUUGAACAUUGAUUGAUUUUUCUUGACAUAAACAUCUGGUAUAAUUUCUUUUCCACAGGAAACAGAACUGAAAUGAGAGCUUCACAAGCAAUAUUUAUUGAGGACAUUUCCCUAAGCAAGGUGUCAGUCAGUCUGAACGAUGAGUUGACCCUCCGCCUGGAUCUGUGCAGCAAUUUCCCACAAAAUAUUACUUUUGACAAAAUACAAGUAUGCACAAAGAGAGAUCAUUAUAUGUUGAAAAUAGUUGGCAUAGGGAGGUAUGGAGACGAGAGGGGUUGACCUGUAUUCACUAAGGAAAAAAAAUGAAACAUUUAUUGCCUUAGAUGCACAGUCACACAGGUUUCCUGCACUUCUAUUUGAAGGAAAUAUCGAUGGAAACCCUUUUCAACAUUAUGCCGGAUCUUCCAGAUUCCUACCGUCUACUUUUUUUUUAUCCUGAUUAAAACCGAUUUAAAGACACAUCUAUUUCGCAAACACCUUCUGGGAUGAUUGUCUACCAUAUUUUCCAGUUAAUGCAUAUUGGCUGUGUUGCUUAGGGUUGAAAUGGGUAGAAUGACUUUGACUUGGUAUGCUUGUAAUUAGUUUUGUAGUGUUGCGUUUGAUUUAAAUGUGGUAAAUUAUAGUUUUUUUUUGUUGACUUUGUACCCCGCUUCGAGCCUUUGGGGAUGAAGCGUGUUUUUGAAAUAAACUUUAUUAUUAUUAUUAUUAUUGUUACAGAUCUGCUUUGUUAGUGAAGUUUUUUUUUGUCUCAUACCGUUUUAGAUAUCCAUAAGGAAAUGCACUGAGUCUGAAGCCCUGGACUUUGUGGAACACCAGCAACCCCAACAACAUCACCAAAACCCACACAGCAUGAGGCAUAGACGGCAGCCGAGCGGCACUCAUAUUAUCAUUGACAAAAUGUUAAACUUUCAGGUUGGUCGCCGAAAAGAACUCAUUUAUAAGAUAUGACUGGUUUUUUUAUUGUCUUCUUUUGAUAAGAAUCAUGAAACCAGGUUGAUGUCUAGCCAUGCGUUUCUGUCAAUUUUACCAAUAUUUCAUUGAAUACGGUACCAAAAUCUUCAUAUACGAUCAGUGGUUGUAGGAGCGAUGGACAUAUAAGUUGUAAUACUGUUUAAAAGGGACAAUUUAAACCUGUCUACAACAUUUUUAAAGCAGAUUUAUUCUUUAAAUAUACGUGAAGAAAGGUAUUGGGUUAUAUUGUAUCGUACACAGAAAGCAUUUUAGUUAGUUUUUUCUGUUAGUUUUGUUUUUGCCUUAAAGCAAUUGUAUUGUCAUUUAUUUUCAUGUAAAAUAAUUAUAAAAAUUAACAUGAUCCUCAGACCUGUUAACCCUCAAACUCUUAAAAUCUUACAAUAUCAUCACAAAAUCGUUCAAUACACUAUCUUAAUAGUAAAAAAUAAACAUGUAUACACCUCAAAAUCAUACAUUGUACACCAAAUUCGUAAGAGUAAACAGGUCUGGAUCUUUAUGCUACUCGAGUCCUCUGGAUGAAGCUUAUGCUACUCCAUUUUUCUGAUAGCCAAUAUCAAAAAACCUUCCAAGCCAGUUGGACUUUCAUGCAACUGUUGAGAAAGCCAAAGGGAGGCUUGUUUCUUGUGCUAUAGCAUGUGACAACGCCCUCCAGCUGCUGAAGAGGUCAGACAGUGCAGGGUCCACCCACAGUGCCGCGGCCAUUCACAAGGAGGAUUACACAACGUGUUUUAGCCAGAGCAGUGUAACACUGCAGCCUGGACACAACUCUCUAACAUUUACAGCACAGGUGAGACAAUGUGCGUCAUUUGGGGCUUUAUGGUUUGCUUAUAUGUUAACAGUUUUCUUGCAUGUUGAUGACAGAUUGUCACACAGGAUGAAAUGAACAGAUCGGAGACUUGCAAUUGUUAAGUUUGAUCAGUUUUGAUAGGAGCAGCAGUUUUUUAGUUUGCCAAUGGUUAUGUGAUUUCAUAUAUAUUUCUUCAGAUGAAAGAAAAGGGUAUUUUCUGCUUGAGUCAGAUGUGUUUUAGCAUCAAGAUUCUUGAUCUCCUAAAGCCAUUGACAUCACCAGGUGUUUUCUUUAAAGUUUUGAGCGUCUCACCUGAAUUCCAGCUCAAGCCACAAGACAUGGGUAAGGCAAUGGCCAGAUUUGCCCUUAAUGCUGAAAUAUAUUUAUGUUUUGUUAGAUUUUCUUUUUAAAAAACACUUUUUUAUUUUUUGCAAUGCUAUCAAUAAAUAAAUAGAGAGUCCUUUUUCACUUGUUUUCACUCGGCUUGCCAACAAAUUUUCUAAAACAUGUCACUUUACUUUGCUUGAAAUAAUUCUUUGCAUAUGAAAUAGGCCUCAAGUUUUUUUAAAAAUGUAUACUGUUAAUAAUAUAGGAUAGAAAUACUGCACAGAAAAAUUUACCUCUAGCCAGUAGAAAUUAGAAUGUGUCAUCUUAUUAGUCAUGGCAUGACACCUUUAACUAAUUUUUCAUAAGUUUACCAUCAUUUCCCUAAUUUUAAUAUGUAAUUAACAGAUUUAAUGUUUCCCCAUUAUAUAUAUUUUGUGCAAUAGGACUAUUUAAAUAUAUUUUAUACAAUGCUCGGUACUGGACUUAAAGCUCCAUAUUUAUCUUUUAUAGAUCACUUCAUUUCUGGCAUAGAGCAAAAAGGCAUGUUGACCUUCACUUCUGGCAGUUACAGAUUAAAAGAGACAUCAACCUUGACCUUUGCAACUGCCCCUCACUUUAGCAUCACUUCACCUGACAAGUCAACAAAUGUGACCCUCGAGGCCAUGGAUCCCCAUGAAAGUCAGGAUGUCCCGGUUCUUGUGUUCAUGAGUCUUAAAGAUGAGAAUGACUUGAACCAGCAUAGCAAGGUAGGAAAGUGUUUUGGGAAUAAUUUUGUUAGAGUUAGAGUAGCCAUGUUUGCUUUUACAGGUUCAACCAGUCCUUUUUUUUUAAAUCAGCCGUUUUUGCGCAAAAAUUCUUGAAACAUCUGUUUGAAAAUUGCUGUUAUGGAGUGUUGUUGUAGCAUUGUUGUCUCAUUGGUUAUUCAUCUACUUUGUUGCAGUCAUGUGAUACCAUGACAUUAUUCAGCUCAUUGAGGUACCGUCAUGUAAAUAGUACUCAGUUUUUUUUUAUUCACGCUGUUGUAUUCAUCUUAACAUUGCCUCAAUCAACAGUUAACAGUGACGGUGAAAGAUUGGGAUCAAACAUUGACAAAACAAGUUGAAUUUGUUCAUCCCUUCCGAGUUACACAAAAAGUAUAUACCUGUGGAAAACAGUGAGUCGUUUGAGGGUACACGGUAAACCCUGGUCAUUUUUGUAAAAAAAUUCAAUUCACAUCCAACUGCUUGUAAGAAAUUCUGAUUUUAGGCUAAGCAAGAAUAACAGUGCCUCAGAAUACAUGUGUGUAAGUACUCUAUUUAGCUGAUUUAACAUUUUAGAAUUGUCCAUUCUGAUCAAGGUCAAUUUCCAAUUCUCAUGAGUAUGAAAUUUGCACCAAAAUAGAAGCACAACAUUGUUUUAACAUCUGCGACCCUGGCUGAUAGAUUUAUGUUGUCUUAUAUUAAAAAUGACAGAUUUAGAAGACAUAUUAUAUUUUCAAUAAAACCCAAAUUAAAUGUACCGGCACAAAAACAAUUACAGAUAAGUUUAUAAUGAGCAAUCAACAAUUUUUAAAUGUCUCUUUUUUCUGAAUUUGUGUGUAAGUUGGGAUUUGUUUGACAGACAUUUUUUAAAACCAUACCUGUUGUCCCAUAUAAAAACUUAAUGUAAUUUUUUAUAUGUUUUUUUUUUUGUUUUAAAGGAAAUAUUUUCAACUAGUUAUUCAUGGUACCACAAAAGCGGAUUUUACUUUGUGCAAUCCGAGUCUGCUAGCCCCUAACUGUCCUGAUGUGGAGCUGAUUCUGUUGAACAGGCCAGAUCAAAUUUUAGUAAGUUAAACUAAUAACUUUGUGUCAGGUUAAGUGUCUGGUCUACUGGUAUAGUUUACACAUUAUCAGAAUUGGCAAUAUAUUCGAUCUCUGCUAAAUCCCUUUACAUUCAUGAAAAUUGUUUUGAUCAAAUAGUUUUCUGUAUUCAACUGUUGGUCCACAGCCUUUAGACAUUCCAAGUAGUCUGCUGAACUGCAUUAAACCUAACUUGAUCAUUUAUAUUUUAUUACCAUUUACAUUAUGCCAUUAGUACACUUAUUUUUUUUCUUUCCUAGACUGGCAAUUGUAUAAAUCAGAACUGGCCUGAGAGAUGGUCAAAAUUACUCACAAACUAAAUUAAUGUAUUUUCUAUCAUGAUUUUUUUUGUUUUUUGACAGCCUAUCAAUGAAAAUCAAAGCAUGUCAUUGCUAUGGCAACUGAACAGCAACAUUCCCAUCCUGCCAUCCCUGGAUCUCAAAUUCUCAUGCUCUUACUUGAGUCAUUUGGAUCAAAGCUCCCAUCAGUCUCAUCAUUAUGAUUAUGUUUGCUCCAUUCACGAUUUUCAGGUAAUAGUACUUAUUUCAUGUCUACCUCAUUGGGCAUACAGAGUUAGAUUAAUGUACAUCUGAAAACAAAAUCCUAUCAGCAUUUUUUUAAAUAUUUUUUUUGUAAAUUAUUUUUUAUGUGAAUGGCAGCCCUUUGUGGGACUAGGUGGUUCUGAGAUUAUUUAAUUUUAAACGUACUGUUUCAGACUCAGUAUAUUUUGUCCUACACUGUAUCCAGUAUUGAGGAGGACAAGUCCUGUGUGACAGGAGAGGCAGCCAUCCUGGAUAUUAAGGUCAAACAGCUGAUAAACGUCAAUCUUAAUGAAGGUGUCAAACUGGCAUACUCUGUCAAAGCCAAUGGAACUGUUUGGGCCAUUGGUGGCAAGUCGGCUGGUAAAUUUAACGUAUUCACAUUUUUUUUAGUUAUGUUAUUUGUGAAUUAAUUUCAAACAUAAAAUUGUGUGUAAAUGUAUACCGUACCAGAAACGUUUAGCAAGCUGUACAAAAUUGCCAGUUUUCAAAAUUCUAAUAAAAGGUAAUAAUUUUGUGAGUGUAAUUUAGCACAUUUUUAUGUCCAUGAACUUUAAUUGUUAAGAAUGAUCUGUGAAGGCCAUUCAGUAUUCUUAUCAAAAUGCACAAAAAUAGCCCACUUUACUUUAUGGGACAUAACUAUCAAAGUUUUUGGAGUUUUUUUAAAACUACAAAGCUUAAAAGAAGAAGAAAAAAGUCAUCCAAUAUCAUGAACAUAAAACCCCAUAAUAUAAAUAUAAUCCAAUUAUUUAAUUUUCAACAAAAAAAACUGAUAGUAAUAUGAUUUUCCAUUUUGACAGCCAUGUGAUUACUGUUUUGACUCCAGUAAUAAACGUGGAUUUGUUCAAUCAACAGGUGUGUUCACGCUCAAAGAUGGAAAGUACAAUAUUAUACUGGAUGUAGUUCCCAUGCAACCUGGAUUCCUCCACUUUCCAGUUGUCACUCUGCACAAAUAUGUACAUCAGCUAGAAGGUGAAUGGAACAUUUUUAUUUGCAUAAAGUGACACAUUUUGCCCUUUGAAUUUCUGAAGAUGCCAAUGGCCAAGUUGUUUGAAUAAAAAUGAAAUGAUCUAAAUGUUUUUGGGAUGUAUACAUUGAAUGAUGCAUUCACAAUCACCAGCAAUAUUUUCUUGAGCAAUAAAUUAUUUUCAAAACCCCUCUCUGUUAUCACUGUUAUAGAAAUAGAAAACCCAUUGCCCUUGAUGUUGGUACCACUAGCUUUAGGAAGCAUAGAUUAAUCAAUGUUAAGAAGAGAUAGAUGCUGAUACACAUGUAUAACAAAUUAAUGAUAGCCGGCAGAAUUAUGUACAAAUAACAUUUAUUGUUUGACACAUAGCCCACUUAACUCUAUGAGACACAACUAUCAGUGUUUUGGUGGGGUUUUUUUUAAUGCAAUGCUAAAACAAUAUAAAAUCAUCCGAAAUGAUGCAUAUAAAACUCCAUAAUUAUUUGAAAUAAGAUAUUGUUAAUAUACCAUUGACUAAAGAGUAGCAACAUAUAGUCACAAAUGAUGUUCUGUGAAACUUGUCUUUUAUCCUUGGUUGUUACAAAGGUUCAGUAGCAGCUUAGGUAACUCCUUGCAUAAUUUGUGAAAUUUCUCAUUCCCCUGCUUCACAGACCAUGGAUCAGAUGAGAAGGAACCCACGGACUCCGACAGUGAUUCCACGGCUCCCUUACAGUCACCCCUAAAAGCUAAGAGAACGAUAUCACAGGUGUCAACUUCAUCAGCAUCUUCAGCCCAGCUUGCGUCCCAUCUCGUGGACUUUGCACCAGGUCAGGUGUACAAUGAGAGCAGGAGUAAGCAGAUCCACGUUUCCCCUUGUCGAACGACCAGUGAUAUUGACAUAUCAUUAGUGCUGUGAGUUUUAGAUAAUUUGAAGCGGAACCUGAAUAUCAUUCCAUUGCUUUGUCUUCCUGACAUAAAACUGUGUGCAGAAAACAUUUCAUUAUAUCAUACUGUGCCCUAGCCUAUGCACCUCAUGUAUUGUGUGCAAAUUGAGGUGUUCCGGUAAAAAAAAUCAUACAAAUAAACAAUUUCUCUGGCUGUGAAUGUACAGUAUUUGUAGAUUUUUCUGUACACUAAGACUCCACAUGAAAGUGAAUAAUUGGUUUUUGUGUCCAGGUCAGGUCUUAUAAAAAGUCUAGUAAAAUUAUGGGGGGG